CCAAUCCUCCGCGCCCCUGUGUCCUCUCUAUAAAUAAACAGCCUUCGGAGGGCCUUAACCCCUCGUGCACUACAGGAGAUCCUCCCUCUCCUAUCCUCUCCACCCCACCGCACCUCCCCUCCGCGUCUUCGUCGUCUCCCUCGCCGACAAAGCAGAGAAUGGGGAGCAGCGAGAAGACUGUUACCGCUUAUGGCGAGUACACCUAUGCUGAGCUGGAGAGGGAGCCCUACUGGCCAAGUGAGAAGUUGAGGAUUUCGAUUACUGGGGCUGGUGGUUUCAUUGGAUCCCACAUUGCUCGCCGUCUGAAGAGCGAGGGCCAUUAUAUCAUUGCCUCUGACUGGAAGAAGAAUGAGCACAUGACAGAGGACAUGUUCUGCCAUGAGUUCCACCUGGUUGACCUUAGGGUCAUGGACAACUGUUUGAAGGUUACCCAAGGUGUCGACCAUGUAUUCAAUCUUGCUGCUGAUAUGGGUGGCAUGGGGUUCAUCCAGUCAAACCACUCUGUGAUCAUGUACAACAACACCAUGAUCAGUUUCAACAUGCUCGAGGCUGCACGUAUCAAUGGUGUGAAGAGGUUCUUCUACGCCUCGAGUGCAUGCAUUUACCCUGAAUUCAAGCAGCUUGACACAAAUGUGAGCCUGAAGGAGUCCGAUGCCUGGCCUGCUGAGCCUCAAGAUGCCUACGGCUUGGAGAAGCUUGCAACUGAGGAGUUGUGCAAGCACUACACCAAGGACUUUGGCAUUGAGUGCCGCAUUGGCCGUUUCCACAACAUCUAUGGCCCCUUCGGAACAUGGAAAGGUGGUCGUGAGAAGGCACCUGCUGCCUUCUGCAGAAAGGCUCAGACAUCCACUGAGAGGUUUGAGAUGUGGGGCGAUGGCCUCCAGACCCGAUCCUUCACUUUCAUCGAUGAGUGCGUCGAGGGCGUUCUGAGAUUGACCAAGUCCGACUUCCGCGAGCCGGUGAACAUCGGGAGCGACGAGAUGGUGAGCAUGAACGAGAUGGCUGAGAUCGUGCUGAGCUUUGAGGAUAGGAAGCUGCCCAUCCACCACAUCCCCGGUCCAGAGGGGGUCCGUGGGCGCAACUCUGACAACACCCUUAUCAAGGAGAAGCUCGGGUGGGCCCCGACAAUGAGGCUCAAGGACGGGCUUCGGUUCACCUACUUCUGGAUCAAGGAGCAGAUCGAGAAGGAGAAGACCCAGGGCAUCGACGUGGCGGCGUACGGGUCCUCCAAGGUGGUGUCGACCCAGGCGCCCGUGCAGCUGGGCUCCCUCCGCGCCGCCGACGGCAAGGAGGGCCUCUGAGUCCGACGAUCCCAUAGCUGCAUACGGAAGCUGUCGGAGAGUUGUUGGUUGGGACGGUAGAGAGAGUGAGCACUACACAACAGCAAACAUACGGUUUAGCCCCUUUGAGGGGGGUUUGAGACGAUCGAUCGUGUUCUAUUCGGUCUUCACCACCCUAUUAAUUUUGGUGCCAUCUUGCUAAUUGCAUGUGUAUUUUCACAUUCAGUGUACUCCUGUGCCCGUGAUGGACAAUAAAAAAUUCCCUGUCUCUAUCAUGUAUGAA
Messenger RNA from Panicum hallii, 1563 nucleotides. Its product is annotated as GDP-mannose 3,5-epimerase 1-like. The record is from RefSeq and is a predicted model, not a curated record. Bases 159 to 1301 code for a protein of 380 amino acids. The transcript has 7 exons. Lineage: Eukaryota; Viridiplantae; Streptophyta; Magnoliopsida; Poales; Poaceae. Gene Ontology annotation, molecular function: NAD binding; GDP-mannose 3,5-epimerase activity.